AUUAAUCAACCAGCAACGUAUCACCUAUAGCACUUUAUCAGAUUAAAUUCAACCUGCAAUUAUGAAUGGUAAUGUAGAAUGUGCUUUAGGUUCACUGCCGACAAUUCAUGUUCCGAAGACAAAGUACGCAAUUGCUUUUGGUUAUAUUGGCACUAAUUACCAUGGUUUCCAAAUUCAACGUGAUGCUGGAGAUGAUGGUAUCGAUACCGUGGAGGCACGUGUUAUUAAUGCUUUGGUAACUACUGACGCAAUACACGGGUCACAUAAAAAUAAUUUGGGCAAAUUACAAUUAUCUAAAGCUUCGCGUACAGAUAAAGGGGUUCAUGCAGCUUGUACUUAUAUAGGAGGUCGUUUUGAACUAUCGCAUCUCUCGGCUGGAGAACCUGGAAUUUCGAAGGAACAAUGUCUAGUUUCAAGGCUCAACACUGUUCUCCCAGAUGACAUUCGUUGUUUUCAAGUUUUACGUGUGACCCGCGGUUUUUGUGCACGUUCAAUGUGUUCCAAACGGAUGUAUGAAUAUGUUAUACCACUUUCACUGCUUCGUUAUCGUUAUGUUUGUGGUGAAGAUGAUAACAAACGGACGUUUGAAAAAACGUCUAAUUUAAUGAAUCUCCAUAUGAAUUCAAGGCAAAAUAUCCAUUGCAAACGAUUGUCAUCUGUUGCCUUACAUGAAGGCACGACUGAAGAGCGCGAUGUUGACAUGGUUUUAUUACAGUCAAUUCUGAGUGACUACUGUGGUUCACAUGAUUUCAAGAAUUUUACUCAGAGGCAGAAAGUGGAAGAAAAAACAACUCAACGCUUCAUCCACGAAAUCAAGGUGGAAGGAUCUGAAUCCAUAGGGAUCAAUGCAGUGCGAGUGAUAAUUACAGGGCAGUCAUUCCUUUACAAUCAAAUACGUAAAAUGAUUGGCUUGGGAUAUGCUGUCUACUUGGGUGUAGCGCCACGAUGUGCGAUCAAAUUUGCGCUAUCUAAAUGGCACGCUGUCAACACACCUUUAGCUCCAGCUGAGGGGCUUUUCCUACACCAUCCAUAUUUCGAUGCCUACAAUCGACGUUGUUCACCUCCACAGACUCCGUUUAUCGAAUAUGACGAUAUAGAAUCUUCUGUGGAGAAUUUUAAGCGUACUCGAAUAUAUCCCGAGAUAGCAUCUACAUUCGAAACUGAUGUAUGGAAAACGUGGAUGGAAAAACUAUUGCGAAACCCGUUUUAUUUAGAGAAUGCUGACUUCCACAUUUCCGAUGAGAGUUCUAAUGGUCAGAAGACCGCCCCUACACAACCCACAUAAUCGCUCUAUAAUCUG
Molecule: messenger RNA, 1300 nt
Organism: Babesia bovis T2Bo
Lineage: Eukaryota; Apicomplexa; Aconoidasida; Piroplasmida; Babesiidae
Product: tRNA pseudouridine synthase family protein
Exons: 7
Coding region: 62-1285 (407 amino acids)
Biological process (GO): mRNA pseudouridine synthesis; tRNA pseudouridine synthesis
Cellular component (GO): nucleus
Molecular function (GO): RNA binding; pseudouridine synthase activity
Source: RefSeq, a predicted model, not a curated record